AUGUCCAACCUGGAUCGCUACCCCACGUUCCAGUGCAAAGCUUACAAUGCAACUCAGCUGGCAAUGGGACGAGUCGUGGUUGCAUGGCUGGCCAACAAAGCUGUGCAGUGGCACCUGGCGAACUGGUUCAAUGUGACUGAGCGAUGCUCGCGAUACCUGCAACCCGAGGAUGCCAGCACGCUUGUCUGUGCAUGUGACUGCUCUUUGGAUGCCUACCUGCAGCUGGCAAAGCGAGCUGUGGAAGAGAAGAUCUGCCUCUUUCCAGUGAAGCCGAAGUUUCAUGGAUGGCAGGAGCUUGCAUUCUGGGCUGCGAAGCACCGCAUUAACCCGCGAACCUAUCACUGCUUCCGGCAGGAGGAUAUGGUUGGGUCUGUGGUGAGAAUUGCUCAGGCAUGCCACAAGAGAUCGGUGGAAGAAAUGACCUUGGCCCGUGUGUAUCUUCAGCUCUGCUACUCAAAGGGUAGCGGAAGCCACUGA
Messenger RNA from Symbiodinium sp. CCMP2592, 477 nucleotides. Lineage: Eukaryota; Dinophyceae; Suessiales; Symbiodiniaceae. The record is from the annotation of a GenBank genome assembly.